Molecule: messenger RNA, 2511 nt
Organism: Phaeodactylum tricornutum CCAP 1055/1
Lineage: Eukaryota; Bacillariophyta; Bacillariophyceae; Surirellales; Neidiaceae
Exons: 1
Coding region: 1-2511 (836 amino acids)
Source: RefSeq, a predicted model, not a curated record
AUGGAUCACCGACACAACGAAUGCACCGGAGUUUUCAAUAGAGACUUAUCUGAUUGUGGUGAAGAAAGUCGAUCCCAGUUAAAAAGCUCAAGCCGGCGGAAGAGGUCAUUUUUUCUCGUCACUCCGGAAGGGAAUGCCCUCACUGUCAGCCCUGGCUCGCACUCUUCUUCGCACCUCCGGGGCCAAUUCCCCUCGGAAUUACCCUCGGACUGGCAACUGCAUCAACCUGAUCUGACUUCCGUUUCUCAGCUUCUAGCAGCUUUGCUUCUGACGACGGCUCUAACGGUGCUGUCCGCACUCGAUGCCAUGCACCACUGCCUGCAACACGAAACCUACGCUUUGCUCGACCUCGUGGACGACGACAACUUCCAGCAAGCGUACGAGAACGCAAUUUCGAACGAAGGAGGGAAGUGCAGGCGCAUGUUUCAAAAUGUCUUGGUUCCGACAGGUGCAGUCACAUUCUCUUUGGGAGGUGUUUGUCUCGUACUCAUCUACUGCCACAGUCGUCGGGGCGGCACCUGUGCCUACGCGACGAUCAGAGUGACCGUCAAACUGCUACUCUUGCUGUUAGCCAUGUUCGCAAUUCAAACCUACAGUAUCAUGGCUAUCAUGCUGCAGACACGGAACUACUCCGCCAAUAGUUCCGACAAUCCCUAUGAGCACUUGGCGGCCGUUGACCAUUACGGUCACGUCGCUGACAACGCUAAUCUAUACUACAUGGCUUGGAUCUCGGAGAUCCUAGCCAUUUCUUUAGUAUACCAGACAGUAGCAGCUACGUUUCGUCUCACACGGGCAGCCAAAAAUCAAGCGGACAGUGCUUUGCUACCGGCGACAUCCUGGGAUUCUUCGUACAGAAUGGAUUCGGAAAGUCGGGCGAUGUGGUACAAGUCUCUCUACCGACUGCGUAUUCGAACAGGCAUAUGGAUGGCAGCGUUUUUAUCAAGUUUUGUAGUAAUCGCCAGUUCCCAGUAUGUUUGGACACAAGUAUUGUGGGCGUACGCUUCGCAGUACAGCGCCGACGCCAAGUACACGACCGUCUGUCGCGUCGUUCGUGAGAAUUCCAAUCUUCCACCGCAGCUCUGCCGCCGUACAGUUACCUCGUGGCUCUCGGGGGUUAUUGGAUCAGCACUAAGCGCAACCGCAAUUGGUAUGCAUUUGGCUGGACGCUGGACGGCCGCGGACAGUCAAUUGCAUCAACAGGACUCUCUGCCGGUGUGGGAGCGUUUACUGGUACAGAACAGAUUACCACUGCGUACGGAGCUUGUUUUAAGUGUACUACUCAGUAUCGUAUCUGGAUUCAAUGCAGUUUUUGCAACGGGCGUACAAGGACCUGCUGCAACUGUUGGAAACCUGUACUACGCGUCAUGGCUGUGCUUCUUGCUCUAUGUUCGAAUCGGACUGGGAUGCUUGGAAGAACAUCACAAUAUCGAGGAAGUGGGAGAAGAAAUCAACCAAGACGGAUACAUUGCACCCGUACUGGUGGGUCGGCAAGUUGGCGUUACUUCGGCAAGAGACAUGUCGACUUUGCGGAGUAGUAGUGACACAACGGGAAAGUCGGAGCAAGUAUAUACUGAUCCAUUGGAAAAGGAUCGGGCGCCUAUUGCACGGAAGUACUUCUUUCUUGCUAUCUUUUCUUUGGUAUGCGCUGCCUCAGCGUACGAUGCGGCAUCGAAUCAAAAUAAACGCCUGACACCGGUCCAGAUUUACAUGAGUACCGCACCCUGUGUUGUGUCCGUUCUUUCUGGUUUUUUAUUUGUUCUGUGCCUUUCGCCGCACUGCUACACCAUCGUCUCACGGUUUUGGAUUGGUGGAUCUCUAUCCAUAUUUUGUUUUAUCGUUUGGCUUGUCAACUUGGUACUGACGAUGCACUCCGCAAAUUCUUGGGCUGUGAAUGGAAUUGGAGAGAUCAAGACCGCCAAUCUGUACUAUUUUUCUUGGGCAUCUAUUAUCACAUCUAGCAUUCAAAUGAUGUCUUAUCUCAAGGCGGCAUUCGGGGUAAAAAAGAACGACUAUAUGUCCUUCGUUUGGGUCGGCAUUUGCAAAGUUUGCUUUGUAGUACUUGGUGCAGCCAUGCACAUUUGGCACACUAUCUCUGGCAACUGUGGUUUCGAUGAAAUUACAAUCGGGGCCGUGACCUUUUGUUCACGAACCGUUCUGGCCAUGGUCGUUGCCCUCACAGGAAUGCUAGUUGGAGGUCUGGUUGUCGCCGGUCGGAUGCUUCUGAUGUGCUGUCCGUCCUGUCAAUGCAGUCGUUUCCAAACACACAUCGAGAUGAUCAUUUCUAUUUUCUUGGUCUUUCUUUUUGGAGCCGCAGUAGCGCUGAUCACCGGGAUUGGUGGACCAGGACAGAGUGUCGGCGACCUUUACUACAGCACAUGGUGUGCCUUCUUGAUUUCAAUUGGAAUCUUUGUCAGUUGCUUCGAGCAGAUUAAAUUAGAAGACAUGGAGUUGGACUCCUCACAACCAAAACAGCUUGAACGAAGGAAAGCGACAGACAAUGUUCUAGUGUAA